Molecule: messenger RNA, 1192 nt
Organism: Ctenopharyngodon idella (grass carp)
Lineage: Eukaryota; Metazoa; Chordata; Actinopteri; Cypriniformes; Xenocyprididae
Product: beta-2 adrenergic receptor-like
Exons: 2
Coding region: 42-938 (298 amino acids)
Biological process (GO): G protein-coupled receptor signaling pathway
Cellular component (GO): membrane
Molecular function (GO): G protein-coupled receptor activity
Source: RefSeq, a predicted model, not a curated record
UGUUCUUUCUCCUAUAACUGUAUUUGCAGAUACUCUCACUCAUGAAUAUUUCUCAGAGUAGUGCGGGUCUUGGCACCGUGCUGCCUCUUACUAGUUUCGAGAACGUGCUUUUGUUUCUCUUCAAUGUAAUCCUCGCCACCGCCAUCAUUUUCCUCAACGUGUCCGUGUUUCUGUCCAUCAUGAUGAACAGAUCCCUGCGCAGCGAGAACCGCUUCAUGUACAUGCUCAGCACGUGUCUCAGUGACAUCUGCUCGGGCGUCUCGUAUUAUUAUGCUGGAGUUCUGGAUGUACGCGAUUAUUAUGACUCUCCGACACGCACUUUCUAUAUCGUUCCCACUUUUCUGGGUCUGUCCUAUAUGGCGAUUCUGGCCGCGCAGGCGGACCGUUACCACGCGGUCUCAGCGCCUUUCAAAUACUCGCAGCGCAUGACCCGAAACAGAACCCUGCUGGUGAUUCUGGCCUACUGGAUUUAUGCUUUUUUGAUUGUGGCUGUUAGUAAUUUGGUGACUCUGGGUGUCGCUAAGAAAGUGACGAGCUUUGGUACUUUUGUGGCGAACAUUUUCACCGUCAUUAUUAUGAUUGGUUUGAACGUCAGGCUGUUUUUCAUCGCCAAAUUCCAGCUAGAACGCGAACCGCCGAGCGCGGAAAGGGACAACAAGAGCGCGUCUAUUUACCUCAUCAUAAUAGUGGCUGUAUGUUUUUUGAUCGCGUGGUUGCCAAUUUUUCUUCAUGUUAUUGCGUGUAAUUUCGCGGGGUCCACGUGCUAUACGUUCAGAAAUGAGGGUUCAGACCCUCUGCGCAUUCUGCCACGGGUAAAUGCAGUUCUGACUCCCUUAUUGUAUAUCAGGGGCUGUUCUGCACUAAGGAGCACCCUACUAAGUAAAGUCUGGAGAACAAAAUGCUGCAAGAGGAAAAGUGUGAACCCUCUGUCAGUAUAAGAAGAAUGAAGCUGUCAUCUUCAAGAUGUGAUCUGUCAAGCUUAGGCAAGAAAGAAAAAGAGUUUAAAAGAUCAAGUGCCUCCUGAAAAUCUCACUUUACAUUUGUUUCUGGCUGUUUUCUUGUUUCUGAAAUCACAAUAAAGUCAUAUUUUUAAUAUCACAAGAUAUCACCAAUAUCACUGAUGCUGGCAGGGGUGUGGAUGCGGUAUGGAAAACUUAAAAUUGUCAAUAUCGUUAUCAAUAUUCCUUGAGUA